Molecule: messenger RNA, 2937 nt
Organism: Closterium sp. NIES-65
Lineage: Eukaryota; Viridiplantae; Streptophyta; Zygnematophyceae; Desmidiales; Closteriaceae
Source: the annotation of a GenBank genome assembly
AUGGACGUGGACAUGGACGUGGACAUGGACGUGGACGUGGACGUGGACAUGGACGUGGACGUGGACAUGGACGUGGACAUGUUGACGUGGACAUGGACGUGGACUGGACGUGGACGUGGACGUGGACGUGGACAUGGACGUGGACAUGGACGUGGACGUGGACAUGGACGUGGACAUGGACGUGGACAUGGACGUGGACGUGGACAUGGACGUGGACAUGGACGUGGACAUGGACGUGGACGUGGACGUGGACAUGGACGUGGACGUGGACAUGGACGUGGACGUGGACUGGACGUGGACAUGGACGUGGACAUGGACGUGGACAUGGACGUGGACAUGGACGUGGACAUGGACGUGGACGUGGACGGACGUGGACUGGACGUGGACAUGGACGUGGACGUGGACGUGGACGUGGACAUGGACGUGGACAUGGACGUGGACAUGGACGUGGACGUGGACAUGGACGUGGACAUGGACGUGGACAUGGACGUGGACGUGGACGUGGACGUGGACAUGGACGUGGACAUGGACGUGGACGUGGACGUGGACAUGGACGUGGACGUGGACGUGGACGUGGACAUGGACGUGGACAUGGACGUGGACGUGGACAUGGACGUGGACAUGGACGUGGACAUGGACGUGGACGUGGACGGGGUGGACGUGGACAUGGACGUGGACGUGGACGUGGACAUGGACGUGGACAUGGACGUGGACGUGGACGUGGACGUGGACAUGGACAUGGACAUGGACGUGGACAUGGACGUGGACAUGGACGUGGACAUGGACGUGGACAUGGACGUGGACAUGGACGUGGACGUGGACGUGGACGUGGACAUGGACGUGGACAUGGACGUGGACGUGGACGUGGACGUGGACGUGGACGUGGACGUGGACGUGGACAUGGACGUGGACGUGGACGUGGACGACGUGGACAUGGACGUGGACAUGGACGUGGACAUGGACGUGGACGUGGACGUGGACAUGGACGUGGACGUGGACAUGGACGUGGACGUGGACGUGGACGUGGACAUGGACGUGGACGUGGACGUGGACAUGGACGUGGACGUGGACGUGGACGUGGACAUGGACAUGGACGUGGACGUGGACAUGGACGUGGACGUGGACGUGGACGUGGACAUGGACGUGGACAUGGACGUGGACAUGGACGUGGACGUGGACGUGGACGUGGACGUGGACAUGGACGUGGACAUGGACGUGGACAUGGACGUGGACAUGGACGUGGACGUGGACAUGGACGUGGACGUGGACGUGGACGUGGACAUGGACGUGGACAUGGACGUGGACAUGGACGUGGACAUGGACGUGGACGUGGACAUGGACGUGGACAUGGACGUGGACAUGGACGUGGACGUGGACGUGGACAUGGACAUGGACGUGGACAUGGACGUGGACGUGGACGUGGACGUGGACAUGGACGUGGACAUGGACGUGGACAUGGACGUGGACAUGGACGUGGACAUGGACGUGGACGUGGAGGACGUGGACGUGGACAUGGACGUGGACGUGGACGUGGACGUGGACAUGGACGUGGACGUGGACGUGGACGUGGACGUGGACGUGGACAUGGACGUGGACAUGGACGUGGACAUGGACGUGGACGUGGACGUGGACAUGGACGUGGACGUGGACGUGGACGUGGACAUGGACGUGGACAUGGACGUGGACGUGGACAUGGACGUGGACAUGGACGUGGACAUGGACGUGGACGUGGACAUGGACGUGGACAUGGACGUGGACAUGGACGUGGACGUGGACGUGGACAUGGACGUGGACGUGGACAUGGACGUGGACAUGGACAUGGACGUGGACACGUGGACGUGGACGUGGACGUGGACGUGGACGUGGACAUGGACGUGGACAUGGACGUGGACAUGGACGUGGACAUGGACGUGGACAUGGACGUGGACGUGGACGUGGACGUGGACAUGGACGUGGACAUGGACGUGGACAUGGACGUGGACAUGGACGUGGACGUGGACAUGGACGUGGACGUGGACGUGGACAUGGACGUGGACGUGGACGUGGUGGACAUGGACGUGGACAUGGACGUGGACAUGGACGUGGACAUGGACGUGGACUGGACGAGGUGGACGUGGACGUGGACGUGGACAUGGACGUGACGUGGACGUGGACGUGGACAUGGACGUGGACAUGGACGUGGACAUGGACGUGGACGUGGACAUGGACGUGGACAUGGACGUGGACAUGGACGUGGACAUGGACGUGGACGUGGACGUGGACAUGGACGUGGACGUGGACAUGGACGUGGACGGACGUGGACGUGGACAUGGACGUGGACGUGGACGUGGACGUGGACAUGGACGUGGACAUGGACGUGGACAUGGACGUGGACGUGGACAUGGACGUGGAUGGACGUGGACAUGGACGUGGACGUGGACGUGGACAUGGACAUGGACGUGGACAUGGACGUGGACAUGGACGUGGACAUGGACGUGGACGUGGACGUUGGACGUGGACAUGGACGUGGACAUGGACGUGGACGUGGACAUGGACGUGGACAUGGACGUGGACAUGGACGUGGACGUGGACGUGGACGUGGACAUGGACGUGGACAUGGACGUGGACGUGGACGUGGACAUGGACGUGGACGUGGACGUGGACGUGGACAUGGACGUGGACAUGGACGUGGACGUGGACAUGGACGUGGACGUGGACGUGGACAUGGACGUGGACAUGGACGUGGACGUGGACAUGGACGUGGACGUGGACGUGGACGUGGACGUGGACGUGGACGUGGACAUGGACGUGGACGUGGACGUGGACGUGGACGUGGACGUGGACGUGGACAUGGACGUGGACAUGGACGUGGACAUGGACGUGGACAUGGACGUGGACAUGGACGUGGACGUGGAGACGUGGACGUGGACAUGGACGUGGACGUGGACGUGGACGUGA